AUGUGGCUGCGAUUAUUGAGGCGAAGAUCGCGAGGAUGUGGCCUUUUUCUUGGGUUGAAAAUCUGCGUAAUAAUGAGCAUGUUUAUCCUCUAUCACCUACUGUAUAACGAGGGCAAGCUUGCUUCAUCGAUACCAGGAUUAUUACCAUUGGAAAAUAUUCAGCUAAGAACUCACAUCGAAACAAUUAAUUACCGAUCUUUAACUGCAAAUACACAGACUUCAUCGGCCAUACUUAAUAAUGGUACUUUUAUAAUCUCCGAACCUAAUGAAUUUGAAGCUGAAGAAAGAGAUGCGAGUAUAAAAUUUCUCUUCGUUUUACAUCAUUAUGAGCAGCUUUCGAAGACGACAGAAAACUUACUUCAACUUGCUGCGGUCGCCAAGCAAAUCGAACGCGUGAUCGUUGAGCCAUUUGUUCGAGAUUCUAGAAUGUGUGGUUUACCCUACGGAUGGUCUGGAAAACUAAGAAGUGAACGACGUAGAUUUCACCCACUUUCUUUGUAUUUUGAUGUAAAAUUCAUGAACAAUUUGCUGAAGAAAUAUCACAUCGCGCCCAUGGUAAAAUUAGAAACUUUUAAACGCCAGUGUCGCUCAAGCGUGACCAACACCACGAUCAUACAUUUUCUGUACAGCGAUCAAUCGGAGAAGGAAAUGAAAAAGUGGUACAAGAUUUCGGCUCUUGAAUAUCAAGACAUUAAAAAACGGGCAAAAUCUUCUGGUUGGUGUGAAUGUAAAUUUAUCGAACAAGCUCUCAGUGUGUCGAAUCGAAUUGGGGAGCUUCGUAUCGGAAGGCAAAUCUGCGUUGAUGCUGAGAAAGUUAGUAGCCUUGAGCUGUUCGAAAAGGAAAUUACGAAAGGAGAUAAAUGCGUCGUCGUAAUUCAUUGGCGUGGAAUCGGAAAAGAUAGAACCCAUUUUAAACCGGAAGUUGAAGUGGAUAACCGGAAAUUGCUGCAUUCGUUACGGUCUAGCGAACGCGUUGCGGAGAAAGCUACGAAGAUCAGAGAUUCAAUCGGUGGAGAGUAUAUAUCUAUUCACAUUCGAUCUGAAAGACAGAUUCAGUGGUAUGAUGUCGAACGACUAGCGCAGUGCGUCAGAACUUUGGUGAAAAAAGUUGAAAGUCUCAAGCAAAAAUAUAAUAAAACAAGGGUUUUUCUUUCGUCAGACUUCACCCGAUUUGGAUCGGACACUCUACAUUCAUUCACGGCACAAAACACUUCAUUAGUGAACAAAUUAAAACAGAUUAAGAGAUUUUUGUACAAGGCUUUAAAACCUUUAAAGUACAAUCCAAAGUCGGGCGAUCCGUUAGAUAUGGACAGCGGCGUUGUGGCCCUCACAGAGAUGAAUGUGCUUACAGGGGGGUCACACUUAGUGACCAUUGGCUCUGGAAAUUUCCAGCAAUGGAUUGUUGAUGGGUUCGUGGAGAGGAAGGCUGGCACCGAACAGCAGAACAACUGGACCAUAACAAGAAUUUGCAAUAAAGAAGACAAAGUGAACGACUACAAACCUAGAUGAGUGAUGUUGCCUUGGUAACUAAUGAUUGACACAUGUUGAUCCAUCUGGUCUUUUUGUGGUGCAGACCUUUUCAGCCAUCAGUGACUAGGGGGAUAGGAAAACCUUGCGUGCUGUUGCGGCAUCAGGAAUUUCAUGCCAGGUGCUGUAGCCAUCACAUGCCAGCCAGUGUGAAAACCAUCAAAUUGCUGACAAGCAUUGGACAGAAAAUACACCAUCCCAAGCAUGCACAAGGACAACUGGAAAUCAAAAGAACUAAAAAACAGGUCACAGGACUUGAGAAAAGUCCUGGUCAGUUCUCUGGGACAACUAAACCUUCUUCGCCUGCAUAACAGGCACCAGUUAUUUUUUUUUUAAAAGGCAACGCAAGUUGGGAGGAAGCCUCAUCUUCUUUUCUCCCCUUGCGCGUCCUCGAGAUUUCUUCUUUUGCCCUAAAAAAAACCGGCGCCUGCUAUGAAGGCUAGAAGCUUCUUUGUUUGCCAGUUUAAACAAAAUCUGUGAAAUUUAUGAUGGAAUGGUAGUUAAUGAUAUAUGAAAUAAAUCAUGAACUGUGGAAAUGAAAUAAAAUGAAGAAAUAAUUGUUCCAGCGAACGUAAUUUAUGCAAUUGCGUAAAGACAACUGACCUGCUCCCAAUGUCUGUGGCUUCAUAGCUCAGUUGGUAGAGCAUCACACCGGUAUUGCGAGGUCACGGGUUCAAACCCCGUUGAAGUCCUGAAUUUUUUUUCAGGCUUCUUUACGCAAUUGCAUAAAUUGUGUUCACGGUGACGAUCAUUUCUUCAUUUUAUUAUUAGAGUAUUAUAUCUUGUAGAGUGCAUAAAAUGCAAACAUUGUGUUUUUUGGUGUAUUAUCUAUUUGACAAAAGAUGUCUAAGAUAUUUCUGUGCUUUCAAAGGCAGUUUAAGAAUAUAAUUUAAAGACCGAAGGGAUCCUUAGGUCCAAAUAAAGUGUCUACACCAUAAAUAAAAAUUUACAGAAUGUAAUAAGCAAAGUAAUGUAACCCUUUUUGGGGAGUAGUCAGAAGUACGGUAGCUAGUGCAAGGGCAUGGUUAUCUUAACCCUGUGAGUCCCAAGAUUGGCCAACAACAAUCUUAACACUGUCGAUGCACAGGUUAUUAAAAUUAACGAAAUGAUCACCCAAGGGAGAAAUGCUUUGAUCUUUAAAAAAUUCUCUCAACAAUUUUUUUAAGGAAAUGUAUGAAUAUCACUCUAGAGAAUGCGUAUUCAGUAUUGGGGGUUAAAGGGUUGAAGUGCCAGCCAUCUCAGGGAGCCUUGUUUGGUUUUUUAUCCCAGUACCAAGUUAAAUGAAUGCAAUUUCAGUAACACAACAAGAAAUGAAAGAACUAGUCACUUCUGUAAAGAACUUUCUUGUAAAGUAAUUCUUACCUAUAUGCGCAUACUAUUAGAUUUGUUUAGAAAUGUCAAUUACCAUAUUUUACGAGAAUGCAGGCUGCAGAUUAGCCAUUUGUCUGGACUUUUUUAUUGUUUUUAAGCCUAAAAACAAAAAUAAAACUCCAGCAGGCAAAUAUGACAGCUAAUGAAUCCAUGCAACGUUUGAAGACGGGAUGAGCAUGGGACUCACAAACACACACAAGGCUUGUGGAUUCUCUGUUCUGUAUCACAUUUACGCUAAAAAACAAUGCAUUCUCUGUUCUUCAUUAUGUCAUAAAUGUUACCUUACAAACUUAUGUCACAUCACUUCGAGAUUCAUUCUGCCUUGGAACUUUUGCAUGUGGCUUUUUCAGGCUGCCGCCUUGCAGCCUCACAUCUUCGUGAGGCUGCUUGUUGGCAAUGAAACCAAAUACAGGCAUAAUAACUUAAACUGAUCACAGAUAAAUAAAGAGUAGCCUAGAUGUCAGCUGCCCUCUCAUCCUUCUCAAGUCAUACAUUCCCGAGAUAUAUAGGUAUGUGCAAGUCCAGGAGAUGGCUGAAAUUCAGGCUAAAUAAACUGCAUCUGAGAUUUCGAUUUGUCCAGUAUCACAUGGUUUUGAGACAAUGGAGAAUGUGUGUCAGAUAUCAUGUGGAAAAAAGAAGUGAUCAGUAAUCAUAGAGAUAAAUUCAUAAAGAGUACGGGCUGCAUUUCAACUGCCUUCUUAUCCUUCUCAAGUCACACAUUCCCUAGAGAGAUGAUGUCAUCUCUUUCAGGUGUGUGUGAGUCAAGGAGAUGGUUGAAAUUCAGGCUAAAUAAACUGCAUUGCCAUGUGAGAUUCCAAAUAGUUCAACUUCACAUGGAUUUGAGGCAAUGGGGAAUGUGUGUGAUAUAUCAUGUGGCAGAAAAAAAUGAAAAAUGCUGACUGGCUAAAGGACCCUAAAGAAGUCAGGAUAAAAUUAAAUCCAAACCCCUUUGAAGAUAUUUCCAUCUAGUUAACUAGUAAAUAAUAGUUGUACCAUUCUUUGUUAAGCUUACUUACUCUUGAAUCAAAAGAUGCAUGCUAUUGCUGGCUUAAUGACAAUGCAAAGGAUCAAGCCCUGCAGCGGUCCAUAUCAUAAGCUUCUUCCUAAAAAAAAAAAUAGGAAAUUAAAAGCUUUAAAUAUUUCCUCUUCCCUUUUAUGUGUAUAAAUAGGUACAUGUAUGCCUGCAGCCGGGACCUGCAGCCAGUUUGAGAACCGCCAUGGCAUGUGUGUUGGCAUGCCAUCUGCUCAGGUCAUAGCAUUCAAUUUCCACGCGUUUAGAAAUUCUACACCAUCUUUCCUUCGCCCUAGCAGAGUACGAAUUAAGUACAAUUACAGCCCAGGGUACAGCCCGAAAAAUAGAAUUUUAGCCCACUGUUUCAAUGUUCUGUCCACACUUGAAGGGACGAGUGGGAGACUGGAUACGACUUAGCGUUUUAACCGCGAAGGGACUGAGAACCAGGUUCAAACAAAAAAUGGCGGCAGCUUGCGGCAGCUUAGGUACAUGCCGGGUACGUAGGACUUUUCAAAUUUAAAUUAAUUUUAAAUUACCACUUUUGUAUAUUGCUUCAUUAAUGAUUUUACAUUUGCAUAUUCAUAUCGCUGUAUUUAUAUAUGACAAACAUAGUUCUUUAAAUUCCUGUGGAAAGGCAUAUAUUGCGCUGAAUUAGUAUAAACUUCAAUCGCCCGGUUCCAAAAGCUAUAUAAGUUAAUACUUGUCCUCUUUUUCGUAAAAUCGCGGUCUUAAAAAUGUCAAAUAAUCGAAUCAGAUGGCAUAUAGUUCUGGAUAUUGUCUGUCUCGUUCUGUUAGGAAUAGCGGACUUGCUAAUUUUCGCAAUCCCAAUCAAACCGAGCCAACGAGGAUUCUUUUGCGAUGACAACAGUUUGAAAAAGCCUUUCCAAGAGGAGACUGUUUCUACUUGGGCAACAAUUGCAGUUGGAUUUUCUGUGUCAAUUCCUUCCGUAAGUACCUUCCUUUAAAAAAAAGCUUAACUACGAUAAUCUCCCAGGAUUAAUACAUCUGUUUACUUUGGAGAACUUUAUUGACUUUAGAAACAAACCGACCGAGCAGACGACCUAGUCAAUCAACAUGCGAUCAAACGGCUAAGUACGUCAACUUUGUAUAUGUCGACAUGUUAGGAGAGUAAAUAAAGGGAUACAAGUUCAACACUUUUUCUUCGCUUUACUUUAUGGCUCUGUCAAUGUUUACUUUGGCACCUCCGUUGUUCAAGUACAAGCGAUAAUCUAUUUACUAAGCUAUUCAGCUGUAACCAAUUCAGAUUUAUUUUACACCAGCUUUACAUAACUUUCAUCGCAUUGAUGAUAUGAUUAAACGAAUUUUCUUUUUGUGCGAUCUGUUUCAAACUUAAUAAACUUCGUAAAUUUUAGUCGAUGAUUUUGGCAACAUGUGUUUUUCGUGGGAGUAAGGAAUUUCCUGUGUGUAAUUUUGAAUUGCGUUCAAGCUAAGGAAUGUUUACCCAAAGCUCUUAUUAAGAAUUAAGCUGUUAUCUUUGGAAUACUAAUGAAAGUAACGCCGUCCACUAUUGUUUAAAAUUACCUCGAUAUUUUUUACUGAUUUUUGUGCAGACUGCUAAAUUUUUAAACCCCCUGUACUGUGUAGAUUUAUAUUGGUCAACAAUAUAAGUAAUGUUCACUUCAGAAGACUCUUGAGUGAAAAAUAAAAAAAAUAAAACAAAAACAAUCGCUGGUUAGACAAAACAAUCACUACUGUUAAAGUUAGCAAAUGUUCAAACAGAAUAAUAUUCUUCAGUCUUUGACUCCUGUUUACUUGAGUCUGGAACUGUUUUUAGGCAUUUAAUCUUUAAUUACUUACAAGUUAAUUUAUUUUAUGAUGCAGCGUUUUGUAAAGAAUUAAUGCCAAUAUUAGACCCUCUUAUGAUGCAGAGCAAUUAAAUGAUUUGAAACCUUUUCUGCUCCGUAUAGAUAAUAAUAUGUGAAGUAAUCAAAGGCAGAUCACUGAGAAGAAAAGCUGGGAGUGGAUUUGGCAAAAUCAACAUCAAAUGCGGAGUGCUGAGUUGUAAUUUGUUGCCAUGGCAUAGAAGGUGACUGGAAAUAAAAGUCUUAGUCUAAACUAUCCUUUGUGACCACUAGCAUAAGAAACCAACUCUACUUAGGGGCCAACCAUUUGACUUUUUGCAGGAUGUUUUUAUCCGAAAUCACCCAUAGUUGCCAACCCCCACCCCAACUUCAAAUGUCAAAUGAAGAGAACCUAAGAAGAGGUUUCUUUCCACAAUGGUUUUUAAUAGUACGCACAUAAGCUUGAUACACUGCAUGAAUGUCAGCAUCGCAAAAUCAAUGUGUUCCACAAUGCAAUAUUAACAACCAUGCUGCAAAGAAACCUCUGCUAACAAGGUAUAAAGUAUCACCAGCUUUGUGAAAACCUUUUUGAGCUGUGACAGCUCUGUGAUGAAAAAUUACUCGCAAGCAACUGUGAAGGAAACUGGUCGUUUCGGUACAAAAUCGUUUCAAUACAAGUCAAUUCAAUAUGAACUUUAUAAGUAGUGAAACUGCAAAGCAAUUUUGAUCAGUUAAAUUUAAAUAUGGCGCGAGUAUUUAUGAGCCAACAACACGAAAAUGUUCACACCUCGACUGAAUCAACUUGUAUCAAAAUGAUUUGUAUCCAAAUGUCUUUGUAUUGAAAUGACUAGAAAUCACUGUGAAUCAGUGGCCUUCUUUUCCUUUGUUUUUAAGUUAAGCAACCACUCAACAAAAUCAGUACCUGGUGAAUAAAAGCAUUAUCCUGAUCCACAGGUAGCCCAAGCUCGAAAUAUGAGCAUUGGUGAGCAUCGGCAUUGGUGCGUAACAUUCAAAAUAUAAGGAUUUGUAUGGCAAAAAAACCUAUCGUUUCUAUAACCUACGAAAAUUAAAGGAUUUCAAUAAAAAACAGCUUACCUUACUUAAAAUGUGUGUUACGUCUCUCCUGUGUGGUCCACGGGCCAAUUUAUGGCCGUUUUAUGGGUUUUUAUGUAAACGGUUUUCUCUCUACAUAAAAACCCAUAAAUCGGCCUGUGGCCCACACGGGAGAGACGUAACACACAUUUUAAGUAAGGUAAGCUGUUUUUUAUUGAAAUCUUUUCUUUUCGUAGGUUAUAGAAACGAUAGGUUUUUUUCCCAUACAAAUCCUUAUAUUUUGAAUGUUACGCAACAAUGCCGAUGCUCAUAUUUCGAGCUUGGGCUACCUGUGCCUGAUCAUUAUCAAAUAAAUUAUAAUACAUAACAUGAGCACUAAUGAAUGAGAUAAUUAACAAGUAAUGAAAAAAAAGGCUUUUUAAUAUCAUUUAAUGUAAUUCUGACCAGGCUAAUAUCUCACCUUAUCCCUUGUUUUCAGAACUCUGUUUAUUAUCUUCAUGUUUGGCUUUGGUGCUCUUAUAACAAACCUGCUUACCGACAUCGGCAAAGUAACUGUAGGGGGGUUGCGACCCUAUUUCCUUACAGUGUGUAAACCCAAUACUACCUUGCCACACUGUAGUCAAGGUUUUGUUACUGAUGAUAUCUGCACUGGAGAUCCCAAAGACAUUCUAGAGGCCAGGUUUGUAUUCAUCUCCAUUGCAGACUCUGUGCAUUACAUCUUGCAAUCAAGAUGGCGGUAUACUGACUCACCUGCUGGGGUUCGCAGACCCAUAAAAGUGAACACCACUCAAUCUUCCCACUUCCUCCCUCAAUUACACAGGAAAAAAUAACCGAUUCCCAUUUUUGGAUAUUUUAGGGUAUUUAAAGAAUACCCACAAAAAUCCCAAAUUUGGAAGAGUGAGACAAGUCCCAAUCAGGGAACUUGGUUGGGAAUUCCCUGGUUGGGACUUGUCUCACUUUGCCAAAUUUGGGAUUUUUGUGGCUAUUCUUUAAAUACCCUAAAAUAUCCAAAAAUGGGAAUCCGUUAUUUUUUCCUGUGUUACCUUUAAAGCAUUUUUAGAAUGUUAUGCAUGUACAUGUACGCAUUCUCUCAGAACAAAGUGCAAUAUGGAAACCCCUUGUAUAUCUACCAGCUCUUCCAGCCAAUUUAUCCAAAAGUCCUGUGGAUAAAUAGCGAAUCUCCCAGUGUCACCAUGUUAGUGGUUUUGGAGCCCUUCUUUAUAUCAGCCAGAAUGAAUUUGUAAAUUUUCUGUACUUUCCAUAAAAAAAGCAGAGGGGGAUACAGGGGUUAACAGACAGGGAAAGGAGAGAGGGUCAUGAAUGCAAAACAGAAAGUCUCCAGAUAAUGGCAUCUCUUGCUAUUUCCAAUCUCGCUCCUGCCCCUUUGAACAAUUAGUAUUUUUGAAGUUCUUCAUUUUUAACUUUGUUUUAGGGAAUCAUUUCCAUCAGCCCAUUCAUCCUUCUCGGCUUAUACCAUGGUUUUUCUAGCAGUAAGUUGCAUUAGAACUUAAAAGUAAUCAUUAUAAUCAUCAACAAUAUCAUUAAUCUUAAUAAUUUGCAUAAUCUUGAUCAACUAAUCUUGUCAUUAAUUUAACAGUUUUAGCAAUUUUGGCUGGUGGAUGUUUAAGCUGCUACCAUAUCAAAGCGCUUGUAGCCGGAGACACCGACAUCUUUGUAAGGGGUUUCAGAAGGGCUUAUAUCUAAGAGGGCUUUUAUAACCAGAAUAGAAAAAGUGCUUUGAACCAAGCAGUGCUGAUCAAAAUACCUUUCGCAUUAACUGGUUUCUAAUUAAGCUCUAAAACAUCAUAGUAAAUCAGAUUCACUUCAAUACAACCUAGAGGGAGGGGGCUUAUAUUCGGAUGUAUUUUAUAUUGGCCUAUAACUGGCAGAGGGGGAGGGGGGGACUUGUGGGUAGCGGUUUACUGUACACUGCAUUUCACCCUACUGCUGUCAUGGUAACUUAUCCCUAAUUCCCUAUGUAACAAAAUCCUGUUCAGAAAUGCUGGUCUGGAGGAAAGUCCUUUACAAACAUGACAAACAGGCUUUUACUGACAGAAACAUUUUUUUUUUUAAAUUUUGUUUUCCAAACAGCUCUAUCUGGAAGCAUCAAUGCCAACAAAACGAACCAACUUAGUCAAACCGUUUGCUCAAGUGAGUUUCAUCAUCCUGGGUUUACUGUGUGCUUUGUCACGGAUAUUUGAUUAUUGGCAUCACUGGGGAGAUGUGUUGGUUGGCCUGUUCCUGGGUACUAUUGUGGCUUUCUUUAUUGUAAGUGUAGGAUCUUAUUAGCAGUCAUAGGUAAUGUGUCCUGAGGAAACAGCCAAUAUUUUGCGACACCACUCACUGCUGGUUUCGCUGCAAAAUCACACCUGAGGACCAAGCAAAGAAAUUCCAUACUGAUAACACAUCACCUAUACCCAUAUAGGGAUAGUGCUUCUGACUGGUUGAAGCGAAUUUCCAACAAGAUCUACCCAGUUCUCGAUAGUGAUGCAUCAUCAGUAUCAAAUUUCGGAACUUAGACAUUUCACAGGAAAAAGAAUGGUGAGGUUGCAAAACCUGGGUUGUUUUCUCAGGCAAUAACUAACAUCCCCUCUUACACCCCUACUGCAUGUUCUCACAGUUGUGACGUAACUGUUGUUGCUAUUGUCACUGUUGUCGCUGCUCACACUGCUGUCGCUGUUGUUAUUGUUGUCACCGUUGUCUCUGUAGUCACUGUUCUCCCCAUUGUUGCCGUUUUUCCUGUUGUCGCUGUUGUCCCGGCCUGUUGUUGCUGUUGUCUUAGUCUGUAGUCGCUGUUGUCACUGAUCUCACUAUUGUCACUGUUGUUAACAUUGCCGCUGUUGUCACUGUUGUUGCUCCUGUCACUAUUGCCAUUGUUGUCACUGUUGUAGCUGUUUUCACCAUUGACGCUGUUGUCGCUGUUUUCACCGAUGUUCCUAUUGUUGCUGUUUUCACCAUUGUCACUGAUGUCACUGUUUUCGCUGUUGUCACUACUUUCACCGUUGUCACCAUUAUCACUGUUGUCAACAUUGUCACCAUUGUCACUGUUGUCACCGUUGUCGUUGUUGUCACCGUUGUCUCUGUUGUCACCGUUGUCAGUGUUGUCACCAUUGUCACCGGUGUCGCCGUUGUCACUGUUGUCGCCGUUGUCACCGUUGUCGCUUUUGUCACUGUUGUCACCGUUGUCACUGUUGUCACCAUUGUCACUGUUGUCACCGUUGUCGUUGUUGUUUCUGUUGUCACCGUUGUCACUGUUGUCGCUGUUGUCACUGUUGUUGCCGUUGUCAUUGUUUUCACUGUUCUGAGCGUUGUCACCGUUUUCACUGUUGUCACCGUUGUCACUGUUGUCAUUGUUGUCACCGUUCUCACGGUUGUCGAUGUUGUUACUGUUGUCACUGUUGUCACCGUUGUCACUGUUGUCACCGUUGUCACUGUUUUCACUGUUCUCACCGUAGUCACCGUUGUCAUGGUUGUCACUGUUGUCAUUGUUGUCACCGUUGUCACCGUUGUCGUUGUUGUUACUUUUGUCACCGUUGUCACUUUUGUCACUGUUGUCAACAUUGUCACUGUUGUCACCGUCGUCGCCGUUGUCACCAUUGUCACCGUUGUCGCUUUUAACACUGUUGUCACCGUUCUCACUGUUGUCACCGUUGUCACUGUUUUCACUGUUGUCACCGUUGCCAUUGUUGUCACGAUUGUCACUGUUGUCAUUUUUGUCACCGUUGUCACUGUUGUCGUUGUUGUUACUGUUGUCACUGUUGUCACUGUUGUCACCGUUGUCACUUUUGUCACUGUUGUCAUUGUUGUCACCGUUGUCACCGUUGUCGUUGUUGUUACUGUUGUCACUGUUGUCACUGUUGUCACUCUUGUCACCGUUGUCACUGUUUUCACUAUUGUCACUGUUCUCACUGUUGUCAUUGUUGUCACCAUUGUCGUUGUUCUUACUGUUGUCACUAUUGUCACCGUUGUCACUGUUGUCACCAGAUGUCAUCAUUGUCACUCUUGUCACCAUUGUCACCGUUGUCACCGUUGUCACCGUGUCACUGUUUUCACCGUUGUCACCAUUGUCACCAUUGUCAGUGUUGUUACCGUUAUCACCGUUGUCACGGUUGUCAUUGUUAUCACUUUUGUCACUCUAUUUACCGUUGUCACUGUUGUCACCGUUGUCACUGUUGUCACCGUGGUCACUGUUUUCACCGUUGUCACCGUUGUCACCCUCUUCACUGUUGUCACGGUUGUCACUGUUGUCAUUGUUGUCAUUGUUGUGACCGUUGUCGUUGUUGUUACUGUUCUCACCGUUGUCACUGUUGUCACCGUUGUCACCGUUGUAACCGUCGUCACUGUUGUCACCGUGGUCACUGUUGUCACCGUUGUCACUGUUGUCACUGUUGUUACCGUGGUCACUGUUGUCACUGUAGUCACCAUUGUCACUGUUGUCACUGUUGUCACCGUUGUCACUGUUGUCACCAUUGUCAUCGUUGUGACUGUUCUCAUCGUUGUCACCGUUGUCACUGUUGUCACCUUUCUCACCGUUGUCACUUUUGUCACUCUUGUCACUGUUGUCAUCGUUCUCACUAUUGUCAUCGUUGUCACUGUUGUCACCGUUCUCACUGUUGUCACUGUUGUCACCGUUUUCACUGUUGUCACCGUUGUCAUCGUUGUCACUGUUGUCAUCGUUGUCACUGUUGUCACCAUUGUCACCGUUGUCACCGUUGUCAUCGUUGUCACUGUUGUCACCGUUGUCACCGUUGUCACCGUUGUCACUGUUGUCACUGUUGUCACCGUUGUCAUCGUUGUCACUGUUGUCACCGUUGUCACUGUUGUCAUCGUUGUCACUGUUGUCACCGUUGUCACUGUUGUCACUCUUGACAUCGUUGUCACUGUUGUCACCGUUGUCACUGUUGUCAUCAUUGUCACUGUUGUCACCGUUGUCACUGUUGUCGCCUUUGUCACCGUUGUCAUUUUUGUCACCGUUGUCAUCGUUGUCACUGUUGUCAUAGUUGUCACUGUUGUCACCGUUGUCACUGUUGUCACCGUUGUCAUCGUUGUCACUGUUGUCAUCAUUGUCACUGUUGCCACCGUUGUCACCGUUGUCAUUGUUGUCACUGUUGUCAUCAUUGUCACUGUUGUCACCGUUUCCAGUGUUGUCACCUUUGUCAUCGUUGUCACUGUUGUCAUCAUUGUCACUGUUGUCACCGUUGUCACCGUUGUCACGGUUGUCACCGUUGUCAUCGUAGUCACUGUUGUCAUCGUUGUCACUGUUGUCACCGUUGUCACCGUUGUCACUGUUAUCACUGUUGUCACCGUUCUCAUCGUUGUCACUGUUGUCAUCGUUGUCACUGUUGUCACCGUUGUCACCGUUGUCACUUUUGUCACCGUUGUCACUGUUGUCACCGUUGUCAUCGUUGUCACUGUUGUCAUCUUUGUCACUGUUGUCACCUUUCUCAUCGUUGUCACUGUUGUCAUCGUUGUCACUGUUGUCACUGUUGGCACCGUUGUCAUCGUUGUCACUGUUGUCAUCGUUGUCACUGUUGUCAUGGUUGUCACUGUUGUCAUCAUUGUCACUGUUGUCACCGUUGUCACUGUUUUCACCGUUGUCACCGUUGUCAUCGUUGUGACCGUGGUCAUCGUUUUCACUGUUGUCACCGUUGUCACUUUUGUCACCGUUGUCAUCGUUGUCACUUUUGUCAUCGUUGUCACUGUUGUCACCGUUGUCACUGUUGUCACCGUUAUCAUCGUAGUCACUGUUGUCACCGUUGUCACUGUUGUAAUCGUUGUCACUGUUGUGACCGUUGUCAUCGUUGUCACAGUUGUCACUGUUGUCAGCGUUGUCAUCGUUGUCACUGUUGUCAUCGUUGUCACUGUUGUCACCGUUGUCACUGUUGUCACUAUUGUCACCGUUGUCACUGUUGUCAUCGUUGUCACUGUUGUCACCGUUGUCAUCGUUGUUGACCACUGUUGUCACCGUUGUCACUGUUGUCACUGUUGUCACCGCUGUCAUUGUUGUCACUGUUGUCACCGUUGUCAUCGUUGUCACUGUUGUCAUCGUUGUCACUGUUGUCACCGUUGUCACUGUUGUCACUGUUGUCACCGUUGUCACUGUUGUCACCGUUGUCACUGUUGUCACUGUUGUCAUCAUUGUCACUGUUGUCACCGUUGUCACUGUUGUCACCUUUGUCACCGUUGUCAUUUUUGUCACCGUUGUCAUCGUUGUCACUGUUGUCAUAGUUGUCACUGUUGUCACCGUUGUCACCGUUGUCAUCGUUGUCACUGUUGUCAUCGUUGUCACCGUUGUCACCGUUGUCAUCGUUGUCACUGUUGUCAUCAUUGUCACUGUUGUCACCGUUUCCAGUGUUGUCACCGUUGUCAUCGUUGUCACUGUUGUCAUCAUUGUCACUGUUGUCACCGUUGUCACCGUUGUCACGGUUGUCACCGUUGUCACUGUUGUCACCGUUGUCAUCGUUGUCACUGUUGUCAUUUUUGUCACUGUUGUCACCUUUGUCAUCGUUGUCACUGUUGUCAUCGUUGUCACUGUUGUCAUCAUUGUCACCGUUGUCAUCGUUGUCACUGUUGUCAUCAUUAUCACUGUUGUCACCGUUUCCAGUGUUGUCACCGUUGUCAUCGUUGUCACUGUUGUCAUCAUUGUCACUGUUGUCACCGUUGUCAUCGUUGUCACUGUUGUCAUUUUUGUCACUGUUGUCACCUUUGUCAUCGUUGUCACUGUUGUCAUCGUUGUCACUGUUGUCACUGUUGUCAUCGUUGUCACUGUUGUCACCGUUGUCAUCGUUGUCACUGUUGUCAUCGUUUUCAGUGUUGUCACCGUUGUCAUCGUUGUCACUGUUGUCAUCAUUGUCACUGUUGUCACCGUUGUCACCGUUGUCACGGUUGUCACCGUUGUCAUCGUAGUCACUGUUGUCAUCGUUGUCACUGUUGUCACCGUUGUCACCGUUGUCACUGUUGUCACUGUUGUCACCGUUGUCAUCGUUGUCACUGUUGUCAUCGUUGUCACCGUUGUCACUGUUGUCACUUUUGUCACCGUUGUCACUGUUGUCACCGUUGUCAUCGUUGUCACUGUUGUCAUCUUUGUCACUGUUGUCACCUUUGUCAUCGUUGUCACUGUUGUCACCGUUGUCAUCGUUGUCACUGUUGUCAUCGUUGUCACUGUUGUCAUCGUUGUCACUGUUGUCAUAGUUGUCACUGUUGUCACCGUUAUCACUGUUUUUACCGUUGUCAUCGUUGUCACCGUUGUCAUCGUUCUCACUGUUGUCAUCAUUGUCACUGUUGUCACCGUUUCCAGUGUUGUCACCGUUGUCAUCGUUGUCACUGUUGUCAUCUUUGUCACUGUUGUCACCGUUGUCACCGUUGUCACGGUUGUCACCGUUGUCAUCGUUGUCACUGUUGUCAUCGUUGUCACCGUUGUCACCGUUGUCACCGUUGUCACUGUUAUCACUGUUGUCACCGUUGUCAUCGUUGUCACUGUUGUCAUCGUUGUCACUGUUGUCACCGUUGUCAUCGUUGUCACUGUUGUCAUAGUUGUCACUGUUGUCAUCCUUGUCACUGUUGUCACCGUUGUCACUGUUGUCACCGUUGUCAUCGUUCUCACUGUUCUCAUCAUUGUCACUGUUGUCACCGUUUCCAGUGUUGUCACCGUUGUCAUCGUUGUCACUGUUGUCAUCAUUGUCACUGUUGUCACCGUUGUCACCGUUGUCACGGUUGUCACCGUUGUCAUCGUUGUCACUGUUGUCAUCGUUGUCACCGUUGUCACCGUUGUCACCGUUGUCACUGUUAUCACUGUUGUCACCGUUGUCAUCGUUGUCACUGUUGUCAUCGUUGUCACUGUUGUCACCGGUGUCACCGUUGUCACUUUUGUCACCGUUGUCACUUUUGUCACCGUUGUCACUGUUGUCACCGUUGUCAUCGUUGUCAGUGUUGUCACCUUUGUCACCGUUGUCACUGUUGUCACCGUUGUCAUCGUUGUCACUGUUGUCAUCGUUGUCACUGUUGUCACCGUUGUCACUGUUGUUACCGUUUUCAUCGUUGUCACUGUUGUCAUCGUUGUCACUGUUGUCACCGUUGUCACUGUUGUCAUCGUUGUCACUGUUGUCACCAUUGUCACUGUUGUCACCGUUGUCACUGUUAUCACUGUUGUCACCAUUGUCACUGUAGUCACCGUUGUCAUCGUUGUCACUGUUGUCAUGGUUGUCACUGUUGUCAUCAUUGUCACUGUUGUCACCGUUGUCACUGUUUUCACCGUUGUCACCGUUGUCAUCGUUGUGACCGUGGUCAUCGUUUUCACUGUUGUCACCGUUGUCACUUUUGUCACCGUUGUCAUCGUUGUCACUUUUGUCAUCGUUGUCACUGUUGUCACCGUUGUCACUGUUGUCACCGUUAUCAUCGUAGUCACUGUUGUCACCGUUGUCACUGUUGUAAUCGUUCUCACUGUUGUGACCAUUGUCAUCGUUGUCACGGUUGUCACUGCUGUCAGCGUUGUCAUCGUUGUCACUGUUGUCAUCGUUGUCACUGUUGUCACCGUUGUCACUGUUGUCACUGUUGUCACCGUUGUCACUGUUGUCAUCGUUGUCACUGUUGUCACCGUUGUCAUCGUUGUUGACCACUGUUGUCACCGUUGUCAUCGUUCUCACUGUUGUCAUCGUUGUCACUGUUGUCAUCGUUGUCACUGUUGUCACUGUUGUCAUCGUUGUCACUGUUGUCACCGUUGUCAUCGUUGUCACUGUUGUCACCGUUGUCACUGUUGACAUCGUUGUCACUGUUGUCACCGUUGUCACUGUUGUCACUGUUGUCAUCAUUGUCACUGUUGUCACCGUUGUCACUGUUGUCACCUUUGUCACCGUUGUCAUUUUUGUCACCGUUGUCAUCGUUGUCACUGUUGUCAUCGUUGUCACUGUUGUCAUAGUUGUCACUGUUGUCACCGUUGUCACCGUUGUCAUCGUUGUCACUGUUGUCAUCAUUGUCACCGUUGUCACCGUUGUCAUCGUUGUCACUGUUGUCAUCAUUGUCACUGUUGUCACCGUUUCCAGUGUUGUCACCGUUGUCAUCGUUGUCACUGUUGUCAUCAUUGUCACUGUUGUCACCGUUGUCACCGUUGUCACGGUUGUCACCGUUGUCACUGUUGUCACCGUUGUCAUCGUUGUCACUGUUGUCAUUUUUGUCACUGUUGUCACCUUUGUCAUCGUUGUCACUGUUGUCAUCGUUGUCACUGUUGUCAUCAUUGUCACCGUUGUCAUCGUUGUCACUGUUGUCAUCAUUAUCACUGUUGUCACCGUUUCCAGUGUUGUCACCGUUGUCAUCGUUGUCACUGUUGUCAUCAUUGUCACUGUUGUCACCGUUGUCAUCGUUGUCACUGUUGUCAUUUUUGUCACUGUUGUCACCUUUGUCAUCGUUGUCACUGUUGUCAUCGUUGUCACUGUUGUCACUGUUGUCAUCGUUGUCACUGUUGUCACCGUUGUCAUCGUUGUCACUGUUGUCAUCGUUUCCAGUGUUGUCACCGUUGUCAUCGUUGUCACUGUUGUCAUCAUUGUCACUGUUGUCACCGUUGUCACCGUUGUCACGGUUGUCACCGUUGUCAUCGUAGUCACUGUUGUCAUCGUUGUCACUGUUGUCACCGUUGUCACCGUUGUCACUGUUAUCACUGUUGUCACCGUUGUCAUCGUUGUCACUGUUGUCAUCGUUGUCACCGUUGUCGCUGUUGUCACUUUUGUCACCGUUGUCACUGUUGUCACCGUUGUCAUCGUUGUCACUGUUGUCAUCGUUGUCACUGUUGUCACCGUUGUCAUCGUUGUCACUGUUGUCACCGUUGUCAUCGUUGUCACUGUUGUCAUCGUUGUCACUGUUGUCAUCGUUGUCACUGUUGUCAUCAUUGUCACUGUUGUCACCGUUAUCACUGUUUUUACCGUUGUCAUCGUUGUCACCGUUGUCAUCGUUUUCACUGUUGUCACCGUUGUCACUUUUGUCACCGUUGUCAUCGUUGUCACUUUUGUCAUCGUUGUUACUGUUGUCACUGUUGUCACCGUUGUCACUGUUGUCACCGUUGUCAUCGUAGUCACUGUUGUCACCGUUGUCACUGUUGUAAUCGUUCUCACUGUUGUGACCAUUGUCAUCGUUGUCACGGUUGUCACUGUUGUCAGCGUUGUCAUCGUUGUCACUGUUGUCAUCGUUGUCACUGUUGUCACCGUUGUCACCGUUGUCACCGUUGUCACCGUUUUCACUGUUGUCACCGUUGUCAUCGUUGUCACUGUUGUCACCGUUGUCACCGUUGUCACUGUUGUCACCGUUGUCACCGUUGUCACUGUUGUCACUGUUGUCACUGUUGUCACCGUUGUCACUGUUGUCACCGUUGUCACUGUUGUCACUGUUGUCAUCGUUGUCACUGUUGUCACCGUUGUCACUGUUGUCACUGUUGUCACCGUUGUCACUGUUGUCAUCGUUGUCACUGUUGUCACCGUUGUCACCGUUGUCACUGUUGUCACUGUUGUCACCGUUGUCACUGUUGUCACCGUUGUCACCGUUGUAAUUGUUGUCACCGUUGUCAUCGUUGUCACUGUUGUCAUAGUUGUCACUGUUGUCAUCCUUGUCACUGUUGUCACCGUUGUCACUCUUGUCACCGUUGUCAUCGUUCUCACUGUUGUCAUCAUUGUCACUGUUGUCACCGUUUCCAGUGUUGUCACCGUUGUCAUCGUUGUCACUGUUGUCAUCUUUGUCACUGUUGUCACCGUUGUCACCGUUGUCACGGUUGUCACCGUUGUCAUCGUUGUCACUGUUGUCAUCGUUGUCACCGUUGUCACCGUUGUCACCGUUGUCACUGUUAUCACUGUUGUCACCGUUGUCAUCGUUGUCACUGUUGUCAUCGUUGUCACUGUUGUCACCGUUGUCACCGUUGUCACUGUUGUCACCGUUGUCACUGUUGUCACCGUUGUCACCGUUGUCAGUGUUGUCACCUUUGUCAUCGUUGUCACUGUUGUCACCGUUGUCAUCGUUGUCACUGUUGUCACCGUUGUCACCUUUGUCACCGUUGUCACUGUUGUCAUCGUUGUCACUGUUGUCACCGUUGUCACUGUUGUCACUGUUGUCAUCGUUGUCACUGUUGUCACCGUUGUCACUGUUGUCACCUUUGUCAUCGUUGUCACUGUUGUCACCGUUGUCAUCGUUGUCACUGUUGUCACCGUUGUCACUGUUGUCACUGUUGUCAUCGUUGUCACUGUUGUCACUCUUGUCACCUUUGUCACCGUUGUCACUGUUGUCAUCGUUGUCACUGUUGUCACCGUUGUCACUGUUGUCACUGUUGUCAUCGUUGUCACUGUUGUCACCGUUGUCACUGUUGUCACCUUUGUCACCAUUGUCAUUUUUCUCACCGUUGUCAUCGUUGUCACUGUUGUCAUAGUUGUCACUGUUGUCAUCCUUGUCACUGUUGUCACCGUUGUCACUGUUGUCACCGUUGUCAUCGUUCUCACUGUUCUCAUCAUUGUCACUGUUGUCACCGUUUCCAGUGUUGUCACCGUUGUCAUCGUUGUCACUGUUGUCAUCAUUGUCACUGUUGUCACCGUUGUCACCGUUGUCACGGUUGUCACCGUUGUCAUCGUUGUCACUGUUGUCAUCGUUGUCACCGUUGUCACCGUUGUCACCGUUGUCACUGUUAUCACUGUUGUCACCGUUGUCAUCGUUGUCACUGUUGUCAUCGUUGUCACUGUUGUCACCGUUGUCACCGUUGUCACUUUUGUCACCGUUGUCACUUUUGUCACCGUUGUCACUGUUGUCACCGUUGUCAUCGUUGUCAGUGUUGUCACCUUUGUCACCGUUGUCACUGUUGUCACCGUUGUCAUCGUUGUCACUGUUGUCAUCGUUGUCACUGUUGUCACCGUUGUCACUGUUGUUACCGUUUUCAUCGUUGUCACUGUUGUCAUCGUUGUCACUGUUGUCACCGUUGUCACUGUUGUCACCGUUGUCAUCGUUGUCACUGUUGUCACCGUUGUCACUGUUGUCACCGUUGUCACUGUUAUCACUGUUGUCACCAUUGUCACUGUAGUCACCGUUGUCAUCGUUGUCACUGUUGUCAUCGUUGUCACCGUUGUCACUGUUGUCACCAUUGUCAUCGUUUUCACUGUCGUCACCGUUGUCAUCGUUGUCACUGUUGUCAUCGUUGUCACUGUUGUCACCGUUCUCUCUAUUGUCACUGUUGUCAUCGUUGUCACUGUUGUCCCCGUUGUCACUGUUGUCAUCGUUGUCGCCGUUGUCACUGUUGUCACUGUUGUCAUCGUUUUCAGUGUUGUAACCGUUGUCGUCGUUGUCACUCUUGUCAUCAUUGUCACUGUUGUCACCGUUGUCACUGUUGUCACUGUUGUCACCAUUGUCAUCGUUUUCACUGUCGUCACCGUUGUCGUCGUUGUCACUGUUGUCAUCGUUGUCACUGUUGUCACCGUUCUCUCUAUUGUCACUGUUGUCAUCGUUGUCACUGUUGUCCCCGUUGUCACUGUUGUCAUCGUUGUCGCCGUUGUCACUGUUGUCACUGUUGUCAUCGUUUUCAGUGUUGUAACCGUUGUCGUCGUUGUCACUCUUCUCAUCAUUGUCACUGUUGUCACCGUUGUCACUGUUGUCAUCAUUGUCAUCGUUGUCACUGUUGUCAUCGUUGUCACUUUUGUCAUCGUUAUCACUGUUGUCACCGUUGUCACUGCUGUCACCGUUGUCACUGUUGUCACCGUUGUCAGCAUUGUCACCGUUGUCAGCGUUGUCACCGUUGUCAUUGUUGUCACUGUUGUCAUCGUUGUCACUGUUGUCACUGUUGUCACCGUUGUCACUGUUGUCACCGUUGUCACUGUUGUCACCGUUGUCAUCGUUGUCACUGUUGUCACCGUUGUCAUCGUUGUUACUGUUCUCAUCGUUGUCACUGUUGUCAUCGUUGUCACUGUUGUCAUCAUUGUCACUGUUGUCACUGUUGUUACUGUUCUCAUCGUUGUCACUGUUGUCACCAUUGUCACUGUUGUCACCGUUGCCAUCGUUGUCACUGUUGUCAUCGUUGUCACUGUUGUCAUCAUUGUCACUGUUGUCACCGUUGUCACUGUUGUCUUCGUUGUCACUGUUGCCAUCGUUGUCACCGUUGUCACUUUUGUCACUUUUGUCAUCGUUGUUACUCUUGUCACUGUUGUCACCGUUGUCACUGUUGUCACCGUUGUCGUCGUAGUCACUGUUGUCACCGUUGUCACUGUUGUAAUCGUUGUCACUGUUGUGACCAUUGUCAUCGUUGUCACAGUUGUCACUGUUGUCACCGGUUUCACUUUUGUCACUCUUGUCACCGUUGUCACUGUUGUCACCGUUGUCACUGUUGUCACCGUUGUCAUCGUUGUCACUAUUGUCAUCGUUGCCACUGUUGUCACCGUUGUCACUGUUGUCACCGUUGUUAUCGUUGUCACUGUUGUCACCGUUGUCACUGUUCUCGCUGUUGUCACUGUUGUCGCGGUUGUCAUUGUUUUCAAUGUUCUGAGCGUUGUCACCGUUUUCACUGUUGUCACCGUUGUCACUGUUGUCAUUGUUGUCACCGUUCUCACGGUUGUCGAUGUUGUCACUGUUGUCACUGUUGUCACUUUUGUCACUCUUUUCACCGUUGUCACUGUUGUCACUGUUUUCACUGUUCUCAUCGUUGUCAUCGUUGUCAUGGUUGUCACUGUUGUCAUUGUUGUCACCGUUGUCGUUGUUGUAACUUUUAUCACCGUUGUCACUUUUGUCACUGUUGUCCACGUUGUCACUGAUUUCACCGUCGUCGCCGUUGUCACCAUUGUCACCGUUGUCGCUUUUAACACUGUUGUCACCGUUUUAACCUUUGUCACCGUUGUCACUGUUGUCACCGUUUUCACCGUUGUCAUUGUUGUCACCGUUCUCACGAUUGUCACUGUUGUCAUUUUUGUCACCGUUGUCACCGUUGUCGUUGUUGUUACUGUUGUCACCGUUGUCACUUUUGUCACUGUUGUCACCGUUGUCAUUGUUGUCACCGUUGUCACCGUUGUCGUAAUUGUUACUGUUGUCACUGUUGUCACCAGAUGUCACCAUUGUCACUCUUGUCACCAUUGUCACCGUUGCCACUGUUGUCACCGUUUUCACUGUUGUCACUGUUGUUACUGUUGUCACCAUUGUCACCGUAUCACUGUUUUCAACGUUGUCACCGUUGUCGCCAUUAUCACUGUUGUUACCGUUGUCACCGUUGUUCCGUUGUCACGGUUGUCAUUGUUAUCACUUUUGUCAUUCUUUUUACCGUUGUCACUGUGGUCACCGUUGUCACGGUUGUCACUGUUGUCAUUGUUGUCACCGUUGUUACCAUUCUUGUUGUUGUUACUGUUGUCACGGUUGUCACUGUUGUCACUGUUGUCACCCUUGUCACUGUUGGCACUGUUGUUCUUGUUGUCGCCGUUGUCACCGUUGUAAGCGUGGUCACUGUUGUCACCGUGGUCACUGUUGUCACCGUUGUCACUGUUGUUACCGUGGUCACUGUUGUCACUGUAGUCACCAUUGUCACCGUUGUCACUGUUAUCACUGCUGUCACCUUUGUCACCGUUGUCACUUUUGUCACCAUUGUCAUCGUACUCACUAUUGUCAUCGUUGUCACUCUUUUGACCGUUGUCACCGUUUUCACUGUUGUCACCGUUGUCAUCGUUGUCACUCUUGUCAUCGUUGUCACUGUUGUCACCGUUGUCAUCGUUGUCACUGUUGUCAUCGUUGUCACUGUUGUCACCGUUGUCACUGUUGUCACUGUUGUCAUCGUUGUCACUGUUGUCAUCGUUGUCAUUGUUGUCAUCGUUCUCACUGUUGUCACCGUUGUCACCGUUGUCACUGUUGUCACCGUUGUCACUGUUGUCACCAUUGUCACUGUUGUUAGUGUUGUCACUGUUGUCACCGUUGUCACUGUUGUCACCAUUGUCACUGUUGUUAGUGUUGUCACCGUUGUCAUUGUUGUCACCGUUGUCACUUUUCUCACCGUUGUCAUCGUUGUCACUGUUGUCACCGUUGUCACCGUUGUCACUGUUGUCACCGUUGUCACUGUUGUCACCAUUGUCACUGUUGUUAGUGUUGUCACCGUUGUCAUUGUUGUCACCGUUGUCACUUUUCUUACCGUUGUCAUCGUUGUCAUCGUUGUCACUGUUGUCACCGUUGUCGUCGUUGUCACCGUUGUUACUUUUUUCACUGUUGUCACCAUUGUCACUGUUGUCACCGUUGUCACCGUUGUAAUCGUUGUCACUGUUGUGACCGUUGUCACUGUUGUCACGGUUGUCACCAUUGUCAUUGUAUUGAUCGUUUUCACUAUUGUGACCGUUGUCAUUGUUGUCAUCGUUGUCACUGGUGUCACCGUUGUCGUCGUUGUCACUCUUGUCAUCGUUGUUACUGUUGUCACCGUUGUCACCGUUGUCACUUUUUUCACCGUUGUCAUCGUUGUCAUUGUUCUCACCGUUGUCACUGUUCUCACUGUUGUCAUCGUUGUCACUGUUGUCACCUUUGUCAUCUUUUUGCACUGUUGUCACCGUUGUCGUCGUUGCCACUGUUGUCAUCGUUGUCUUCACCGUGUCACAGUUGUCACUGUUGUCACCGGUGUCACCGUUUUCACUGUUUUCACCAUUGUCACCGUUGUCACUGUUUUCAUUGUUAUCACUUUUUUCACUCUUUUUACCGUUGUCACUGUUGUCACUGUUGUCCCCGUGGUCACUGUUUUCACUGUUGUCACGGUUGUCAGUGUUGUCGUUAUUGUCACCGUUGUCACCUUGUUACUGUUGUCACUGUUGUCUCCGUUCUUACCGUUGUCGCCGUUGUCAACGUGUCACCGUUUUCACUGUUGUCACUAUUUUCACGAUUGCCACUGUUGUUACCGUUGUCACCUUUGUCACCGUUGUCGUUGUUGUUAGGGUUGUCACUGUUGUCAUUGUUGGCACCCUUGUCACUGUUGUUACUGUUGUCACUUUUGUCGCCGUUGUCACCGUUGUCACCGUAGUCACUGUUGUCGCUGUUCUUACCGUGGUCACUGUUGUCACCGUUGUCACUGUUGUCACUGUUGUCACUGUUGUCACCAUUGUCACCGUUGUCACUGUUGUCACUUUUGUCAUCGUUGUUACUGUUGUCACUGUUGUCACCAUUGUCACUGUUGUCACUGUUGUCACCGUUGUGACUGUUGUCAUCGUUGUCACUGUUGUCACUAUUGUCAUCGUUGUCACUGUUGUUAUGGUUGUCACUGUUGUCACCGUUGUCAUCCUUGUCACUGUUGUGAUCGUUUUCACUGUUGUCACCUUUGUCAUCGUUCUCACUGUUGUCACCGUUGUCGUCGUUGCCACUGUUGUCACCGUUGUCACUGUUGUCACCGUUGUCACCGUUGUCACUGUUGUCACCGUUGUCAUCGUUGUCACUGUUGUCAUCGUUGUCACUGUUCUCAUUGUUGUCAUCGUUGUCACUAUUCUCAUGGUUGUCACUGUCGUCACUGUUGUCACCGUUGUCAUCGUUUUCACUGUUGUGAUCGUAUUCACUGUUGUCACUUUUGUCAUCGUUGUCAUCGUUGUCACUUUUGUCAUCGUUGUUACUUUUGUCACUGUUGUCACCAUUGUCACUGUUGUCACUGUUGUCACCGUUGUCACCGUUGUAAUCGUUGUCACUGUUGUGACCGUUGUCACUGUUGUCACGGUUGUCACCAUUGUCAUUGUAUUCACGUUUUCACUAUUGUGACCGUUGUCAUUGUUGUCAUCGUUGUCAUCGUUGUCACUCUUGUCAUCGUUGUUACUGUUGUCACCGUUGUCACCGUUGUCACUUUUUUCACCGUUGUCAUCGUUGUCAUUGUUCUCACCGUUGUCACUGUUCUCACUGUUGUCAUCGUUGUCACUGUUGUCACCUUUGUCAUCUUUUUGCACUGUUGUCACCGUUGUCGUCGUUGCCACUGUUGUCACCGGUGUCACCGUUUUCACUCUUUUCACCAUUGUCACCGUUGUCACUGUUUUCAUUGUUAUCACUUUUUUCACUCUUUUUACCGUUGUCACUGUUGUCACUGUUGUCCCCGUGGUCACUGUUUUCACUGUUGUCACGGUUGUCAGUGUUAUCGUUAUUGUCACCGUUGUCACCUUGUUACUGUUGUCACUGUUGUCUCCGUUCUUACCGUUGUCGCCGUUGUCACCGUGUCACCGUUUUCACUGUUGUCACUGUUGUCACCGGUGUUACCGUUUUCACUGUUUUCACCAUUGUCACCGUUGUCACUGUUUUCAUUGUUAUCACUUUUUUCACUCUUUUUACCGUUGUCACUGUUGUCACUGUUUUCACUGUUGUCACGGUUGUCAGUGUUAUCGUUAUUGUCACCGUUGUCACCUUGUUACUGUUGUCACUGUUGUCUCCGUUCUUACCGUUGUCGCCGUUGUCACCGUGUCACCGUUUUCACUGUUGUCACUAUUUUCACGAUUGCCACUGUUGUUACCGCUGUCACCUUUGUCACCGUUGUCGUUGUUGUUACGGUUGUCACUGUUGUCAUUGUUGGCACCCUUGUCACUGUUGUUACUGUUGUCACUUUUGUCGCCGUUGUCACCGUAGUCACUGUUGUCGCUGUUCUCACGGUGGUCACUGUUGUCACCGUUGUCACUGUUGUCACUGUUGUCACCAUUGUCACCGUUGUCAGUGUUGUCACCGUUGUGACUGUUGUCACCGUUCUCAUCGUUGUCUCUGUUGUCAUCGUUGUCACUUUUGUCACCGUUGUCGUCGUUGCCACUGUUGUCAUCGUUUUCACUGUUGUCACCGUUGUCACUGUUGUCAUCGUUGUCACUGUUCUCACUGUUGUCAUCGUUGUCACUGUUCUCAUGGUUGUCACUGUUGUCACCGUUGUCAUCGUUUUCACUGUUGUGAUUGUUUUCACUGUUGUCACUUUUGUCAUCGUUGUCACUUUUGUCAUCGUUGUUACUUUUGUCACUGUUGUCACCAUUGUCACUGUUGUCACUGUUGUCACCGUUGUCACCGUUGUAAUCGUUGUCACUGUUGUCACUGUUGUCACGGUUGUCACCAUUGUCAUUGUAUUCAUCGUUUUCACUAUUGUGACCGUUGUCACUGUUGUCACCGUUGUCAUCGUUGUUACUGUUGUCACUUUUGUCGCCGUUGUCACCGUUGUCACCGUAGUCACUGUUGUCGCUGUUCUCACCGUGGUCACUGUUGUCACCGUUGUCACUGUUGUCACCAUUGUCACCGUUGUCACUGUUGUCACUGUUGUCACCGUUGUGACUGUUGUCACCGUUCUCAUCGUUGUCUCUGUUGUCAUCGUUGUCACUGUUGUCACCAUUUUCACUGUUGUCGCUGUUGUCACCUUUGUCACCGUUGUCACUUUUGUCACCGUUUUCAUCGUUGUCACUUUUGUCAUCGUUGUCACUGUUGUCACCGUUUUCACUUUUGUCACCGUUGUCAUCGUUGUCACUCUUGUCAUCGUUGUCACUGUUGUCACCGUUGUCACUGGUGUCACCGUUGUCAUCGUUGUCACUGUUGUUAUCGUUGUCACUGUUGUCACCGUUGUCACUGUUCUUACUGUUGUCUACGUUGUCACUGUUGUCACCGUUGUCACUGUUGUCACUGUUGUUACCGUUGUCACUGUUGUCAUCGUUGUCACUGUUGUCAUCGUUGUCACUGUUGUCACCGUUGUCACUGUUCUUACUGUUGUCACCGUUGUCACUGUUUUCACCGUUGUCGCCGUUGUCACUGUUUUCACCGUUGUCAUCGUUGUCACUAUUGUCAUCGUUGUCACUGUUGUCACCGUUGUCACCGUUGUCACUGUUGUCACCGUUGUCUUCGUUGUCACUGUUGUCACUCUUGUCACCGUUGUCACUGUUGUCAACGUUGUCACCGUUGUCACUGUUGUGACCAUUUUCACCGUGUCACGGUUGUCACUGUUGUCACCGUUGUCACUGUUUUCACCGUUGUCACCGUUGUUACCGUUGUCGUUGUUGUUACUGUUGUGACCGUUGUCACUGUUGUCAUUGUUAUCACUUUUUUCACUCUUUUUACCGUUGUCACUUUUGUCACUGUUGUCCCCGUGGUCACUGUUUUCACUGUUGUCACGGUUGUCAGUGUUGUCAUUGUUGUCACCGCUGUCACCGUUUUCACCGUGUUACCGUUGUCACUGUUGUCUCCGUUGUUACCGUUGUCACCGUUGUCACUGUUGUCACCGUUGUCACCGUUUUCACUAUUGUCACUAUUUUCACGAUUGCCACUGUUGUUACCGUUGUCACCGUUGUCGUUUUUGUUACUGUUGUCACUGUUGUCAUUGUUGUUACCCUUGUCACUGUUGUCACUGUUGUCACUUUUGUCGCCGUUGUCACCGUAGUCACUGUUGUCGCUGUUCUCACCGUGGUCACUGUUGUCACCGUUGUCACUGUUGUCACCGUUGUCACUGUUGUCACCGUUGUCACUGUUGUCACUGUUGUCCCCGUUGUGACUGUUGUCACCGUUGUCAGCGUUGUCUCUGUUGUCAUCGUUGUCACUGAUGACACCAUUUUCACUGUUGUCACGGUUGUCACCAUUGUCAUUGUAUUCAUCGUUUUCACUAUUGUGACCGUUGUCACUGUUGUCACCGUUGUCAUCGUUGUUACUGUUGUCACUUUUGUCGCCGUUGUCACCGUUGUCACCGUAGUCACUGUUGUCGCUGUUCUCACCGUGGUCACUGUUGUCACCGUUGUCACUGUUGUCACCAUUGUCACCGUUGUCACUGUUGUCACUGUUGUCACCGUUGUGACUGUUGUCACCGUUCUCAUCGUUGUCUCUGUUGUCAUCGUUGUCACUGUUGUCACCAUUUUCACUGUUGUCGCUGUUGUCACCUUUGUCACCGUUGUCACUUUUGUCACCGUUUUCAUCGUUGUCACUUUUGUCAUCGUUGUCACUGUUGUCACCGUUUUCACUUUUGUCACCGUUGUCAUCGUUGUCACUCUUGUCAUCGUUGUCACUGUUGUCACCGUUGUCACUGGUGUCACCGUUGUCAUCGUUGUCACUGUUGUUAUCGUUGUCACUGUUGUCACCGUUGUCACUGUUCUUACUGUUGUCUACGUUGUCACUGUUGUCACCGUUGUCACUGUUGUCACUGUUGUUACCGUUGUCACUGUUGUCAUCGUUGUCACUGUUGUCAUCGUUGUCACUGCUGUCACCGUUGUCACUGUUCUUACUGUUGUCACCGUUGUCACUGUUUUCACCGUUGUCGCCGUUGUCACUGUUUUCACCGUUGUCAUCGUUGUCACUAUUGUCAUCGUUGUCACUGUUGUCACCGUUGUCACCGUUGUCACUGUUGUCACCGUUGUCUUCGUUGUCACUGUUGUCACUCUUGUCACCGUUGUCACUGUUGUCAACGUUGUCACCGUUGUCACUGUUGUGACCAUUUUCACCGUGUCACGGUUGUCACUGUUGUCACCGUUGUCACUGUUUUCACCGUUGUCACCGUUGUUACCGUUGUCGUUGUUGUUACUGUUGUGACCGUUGUCACUGUUGUCAUUGUUAUCACUUUUUUCACUCUUUUUACCGUUGUCACUUUUGUCACUGUUGUCCCCGUGGUCACUGUUUUCACUGUUGUCACGGUUGUCAGUGUUGUCAUUGUUGUCACCGCUGUCACCGUUGUCACCGUGUUACCGUUGUCACUGUUGUCUCCGUUGUUACCGUUGUCACCGUUGUCACUGUUGUCACCGUUGUCACCGUUUUCACUAUUGUCACUAUUUUCACGAUUGCCACUGUUGUUACCGUUGUCACUGUUGUCAUUGUUGUUACCCUUGUCACUGUUGUCACUGUUGUCACUUUUGUCGCCGUUGUCACCGUAGUCACUGUUGUCGCUGUUCUCACCGUGGUCACUGUUGUCACCGUUGUCACUGUUGUCACCGUUGUCACUGUUGUCACCGUUGUCACUGUUGUCACUGUUGUCCCCGUUGUGACUGUUGUCACCGUUGUCAGCGUUGUCUCUGUUGUCAUCGUUGUCACUGAUGACACCAUUUUCACUGUUGUCACGGUUGUCACCUUUGUCACCGUUGUCACUUUUGUCACCGUUGUCAUCGUUGUCACUGUUGUCAUCGUUGUCACUGUUGUCACUGUUUUCACUUUUGUCACCGUUGUCAUCGUUGUCACUCUUGUCACCGUUGUCACCGUUGUCAGUGUUGUCACCGUUGUCAUCGUUGUCACUGUUGUCACCGUUGUCACUGUUCUUACUGUUGUCACCGUUGGCACUGUUGUCACCGUUGUCACUGUUGUCACUGUUGUUACCGUUGUCACUGUUGUCACCGUUGUCAUCGUUGUCACUGUUGUCAUCGUUGUCACUGUUGUCUCCGUUGUCACCGUUGUCACUGUUGUCACCAUUGUCAUCAUUGUCACUAUUGUCACCGUUGUCAUUGUUGUCACUGUUGUCAUCGUUGUCACUGUUGUCAUCGUUGUCACUGUUGUCACCGUUGUCACUGUUGUCACUGUUGUCAUCUUUGUCACUGUUGCACCGUUGUCACUGUUGUCACCGUUGUCACUGUGGUCACCGUUGUCAUCGUUGUCACUGUUGUCACCGUUGUCACCGUUGUCACUGUUGUCACCGUUGUCUUCGUUGUCACUGUUGUCACCGUUGUCUCUGUUGUCACUGUUGUCACCGUUGUCACUGUUGUCACCUUUGUCACCGUUUUCACUGUUGUCACCGUUGUUUACUGUUUUCACUGUUGUCACCGUUGUCAUCGUUGUCACUGUUGUCACCGUUGUCAUCGUUGUCAUUGUUGUCACCGUUUUCAUCGUUGUCACUGUUGUCAUCGUUGUCACUGUUGUCACCGUUGUCAUCGUUGUCACUGUUGUCACCUUUGUCAUCGUUGUCACUGUUGUCACCGUUGUCACUGUUGUCACCGUUGUCAUCGUUGUCACUGUUGUCACCGUUGUCAUCGUUGUCACUGUUGUUAUCGUUGUUACUGUUGUCACGGUUGUCAUCGUUGUCACUGUUGUCAUCGUUGUCACUGUUGUGAGCGUUGUCACUGUUGUGACCGUGGUCACCGUUGUCAUCGUUGUCCCUGUUGUCAUCGUUGUCACUGUUGUUACCGUUGUCACUGUUCUCAUCGUUGUCACUUUUGUCACUGUUGUCACCGUUGUCACUUUUGUCAGCGUUGUCACUUUUGUCACUGUUGUCACCGUUGUCACUGUUGUCACCGUUGUCGUCGUUGUCACUGUUGUCACUUUUGUCACCGUUGUCACUGUUGUGACCGUUGUCAUUGUUGUCAUCGUUGUCACUGUUGUCAUCGUUUUCAUCGUUGUCACUGUUGUCAUUUCUUUCAUCGUUGUCACUGUUGUCACCGUUGUCAUCGUUGUCAUUGUUGUCAUCGUUGUCACCGUUGUCACUGUUGUCACCGUUGUCACCGUUGUCACUGUUGUCACCGUUGUCAUCGUUGUCACUCUUGUUAUCGUUGUCACUGUUGUCACCGUUGUCACUGUUGUCACCGUUGUCAUCGUUGUCACUGUUGUCAUCUCGUUUACUGUUGUCACUGUUGUGAUCGUUGUGACUGUUGUCAUCGUUGUCACCAUUGUCACUGUUUUCACCGUUGUCACCGUUGUCACUGUUUUUACCGUUGUCAUCGUUGUCACUGUUGUCACCGUUGUCACUGUUGUCACCGUUGUCACCGUUGGCAUCGUUGUCAUCGUUGUCACUGUUGUCGCUGUUCUCACCGUUGUCACUGUUGUCACCGUUGUCACUGUUGCACCGUUGUCACCGUAGGCACUGUUGUCACCGUUGUCACCUUUGUCACUUUUUCACUGUUGUCACCGUUGUCACUGUUUUCACCGUUGUCACUGUUGUCACCAUUGUCGCUGUUGUCACUGUUGUGGCUGUGGUCUCUCUUGUCAUUAUUGUACUGUUUUUAUUGUUAGUCCCGUUGUUUUCACCUUUUCCAUGCAAAAGGGGCGAAAGUUGGAGUUACAGUUGUAGACCUUAAUUAGGGUGUGUUCCUUUCGGUGAAUCCAAAAACGGAUUUUAGAUCUAAGAAGGGAUUUCGUGUUCCUUUCGGCAAAUCCAAAUCCGGAGUUUUGAUCUGGUGAAUCCUUUUUGAAAAAGGAUUCAUUAGAUUUGAAAUCCGAAGAAUCCAAAUCCAGAUUAACGGAUUAGUGAUCUACGCUGUUCCAUUCACAGUGGAUCCGAAAUUAGUCAGAUGAUCCAGCGGUAUUUCCAGUUGAAGUAUUCCCAUAGAGGCUGUAGAGUUUCUUCGUUGCUGUCAUUUGUCGCAAAACAUCUGAAAACACUAGAAGAUUGUCCCUGGUACGUUAAAAUAUCCAUAUACUAACCAUUUGUCUCUAAAAAUUGCUUGAAAUAAGUACAAGUAACAAAUGAACUGCUAUCUAACUACAAACUCGCUUGUAGACGCGACAGGCACUCGAUCGUGUUACAUAAAAAUAUCCGAGCUAUGGAACUGGAUCAAACUGGCCGACAUUCUUUAGAUAAUUUUCAAUUUUAAUGCGCUUCUUUCUUUGUCUGUUUUAUAUGUUCCAUCGUCGCUAUUCGAACUGCCGACCACUAUAUUCUGCACGGUAUAAUCGCAUAAUUUGUCAAACAGUAGAAAACACGUCAUUUCUUGAGAGGCUGUCGUGCAUAUUGCACGCGUUGGCGAAAGGUUACCAAGGUUACAAAUCCAAUUUCGGAUUUCACGUUCCUUUCGACCGCGAAAUCUGGCAAAUCUAGGAUCCAAAAUCCGUUUUUGAUUCGCCAAAAAAGGAACACACCCUUAGUUUUGUUGUCUCUUUCAUUGCUUUUUGUCUGUUUUUCAAAAAAAUGAGACCGUUAUUUUGACUACCAGUAUCAUUAUCAUUAUUAUGUUAUUUAUUUUACCUUUAUCCAGACCUUCCGUUCACUGAGGUUGUUCUCUUUUGCCCACUGUCCGAAGUGUCACCCUGGCUACCCUGUGGAUGAACUUGAUACUGGUCGACGUGCUCAGGCAGCUAAAAACACAGAAGCAUCAAAUGAUGACAGUACCAAUCCACUUUAGGAGACCGUUAACUUUUGACCCUCAAACCCUCGGCUUGCAAGGGCAAUUUUAUAAAUUCAAUAUAAAAUUUUCAAAUAUUUUUUUUAUAAUGCGGGGUAAGAAACAAUUUGAAUUUUAGGUUUUACAGCUGCAGGAAUUUGACCUUGUACAGGACAGGAGAGAAAUUUGCACAAGCUGCACAAGUUAACGCUUAAUUUCUGUACAAUGUAUAUUUAUAUAGUAUUCACCAAAUCAGUGGAUAGCAAUUUUCGCGCGUUCUGAUUGGUUCCCGUAACUCGGAAUAUCUUUGGAUAUUCACUGUUUUGGGACGGGAUUUAAAAUGGCUUCUUGUUUCAAGACAGUUUCGAAAGAUGAAAUUUUAGAGUUAGAUGAAGCAGCUGCGCCAACAAAUACCAAGAGUGGGACAAAAUUUGGCUUGGGAACUACUAUUUAUAAAUGUUGUAUAUUUCCAUUUGUUAUUGCCAUUUACAGGGUAUAAUUAUUAUUUUUAAAAUAGUAUAUUCAAUAACAAAAUAGGAGUUACAGGUGUAGAAAGUUUUUUUGACAAUACAGGCAGCAGACUCUAUGUAAGACACCGGCGCUGAUUUCAAAUUUUAGACAAUGUAUAAUGAGGUCCUCUUAGUCUGAAUUUCAAAACCAGUCAUUUCACAUAUUGAUGGUAUUUGACCAUUGAAUUUUGUUUCUUUCUAUUCACUGUGUCCUUGUUUCAGCUCAUUUGCAGCCAUUUCAUCCGUCUUAUGCAGGGUUCGUACAGGUCGUGGAAAACCUGGAAAGUCAUGGAAUUUGAGAAUUUCAUUUUCCAGGCCUGGAAAGUCAUGGAAUUUAAUUGUCGGUCCUUGAAAGUCAUGGAAAAUUAAAGUUUUGUUUGAUUGUUUAGUUACUGCAGAUGACAAAGCAAGGACAAUGUAAGAUAGAGAGGAGUAAUUAAACAGCGCAAAUGGCACGCAUUUUGGUGGACACCAGAGUUUGUGUCUGUUGAACUGCUUAAGGUCAAAAAAUACCCCCAAACUAGGAAAAUUGUGAAAGUUUAUGAAAGUGACAACUAAAAAAUGGAAAACUUGAAAAGGUCAUGGAAAGUCAUGGAACUUUAAGAGCUCAAAAGGUUACGAACCCUGCUUAUGUCAUUGUUUGAAAGCCACAUGGCUUGUCGGAAAUGUCAGCUUAAUAGGGCCUCAAGAAUAUUUACAUGUGAAAUUACACAAAAUUAAUUCUGUAACGAAUUAGGAUUUAUACGUGAUAACACUGACGAUUUUGUCUGGCAAUGUUAGUCUGUAGAGCCUUAACUGUUCACUUUUUUUUUGAAAAAAAAUGCCAACAACAAGGUAAGGUAGGUUAGACAUUUUAGACCACAUAAAAUAUUUCUGCAUUCCUAUACAUUGUCUCAAAGUUAAUAAAUCCCAACAUCUCAAUAUAGAGCUUGGGAUGCCUGUGCAUGUAUAAUAAUGAAACACAGGAUCUAUUUAUCAUAAUUUUGGACUAAGGGGUCCAAAGCAAAAUAUUUCAUGAAAUUUGUGAAAAUGACAAAAUAAAAGGCUUUGAGCCGAGUCUUUGACGUCUUCUAGCAGUUUAGCUGGAUCACAGUUCAUUUCGUUGAGUUCUUUUUAAUUAAGCGUAGCUUUGCUGCAUUGCGG
Molecule: messenger RNA, 32362 nt
Organism: Porites lobata
Lineage: Eukaryota; Metazoa; Cnidaria; Anthozoa; Scleractinia; Poritidae
Source: the annotation of a GenBank genome assembly